AUGUGUGCCGCAUCCGUUACACCCAUAUACGAUGUGCAUCAGUUGGUGGACUUUUACAGAUUGGCUUACAAAGCGGGCUAUGGGUUUGGAGAGGCAACAUCUGGAACAUAUUCGUUAGUAAGCGGAGUGCCACCGACUUCUGUGUUUGGUAGUAGUCAAACUCUCAAGGUUCGAGAUGUUAGUUUUGACACCAGCUCGAAGGAGCCUCACCUUGUAAGGGCUCGGGUAUUUGUUGGAAAUAUUAAUACAAAUACCAUCACUCGAGACGAUAUUAUUCGACUAUUUAGCGCAUACGGUACUUUGCUAGGUGUGACGGUGUUUAAAGGAUAUGCGUUCAUACAAUAUGGUUCGUCGGCGGAAGCUGAUCUUGCUGUAGGCGCCCUUAAUGGUUACGGUUGGAAUGGUUCCAUUCUUGAUGUGAAGCUCGCUAUUGCUGGAAUGAAGUCGCACAACGUAACAUCGACUGUUUCAACCUCUAACGGGAUGAAAAGGAGCGCAGAAAAUUUCUCCGGUAGCAAUGCAAGUCCCAAAAAGGAACGUCUUGAUGAUUAUGGGAAAGGAGCGGCAGCACAGAACAAACGAAAUCGGCACUUUGUUACAAUCGAUAAUACGGAUAGACGAAACUUGUAUAAAACUGGUAUGCCUGAUACACUGAUUUGUGGAGGCUGUCGUUUUGUUACUAGUGAUUUUGAAGAGUUCAGAGAACAUCGUAAAUGUGCUUGUCCUGCAAAUUCAGAUGAUGUUGAAGGUGAAGUUGAGCAGGAAGAAAUAAAAUGGCAGUGCUCAAUGUGUGAUGAAAUGUGUAAAAGUGGAGGACUGCUUAUUGCUCAUGCCCUCGAUCGACAUAACAUCCGUUUGCUGAGGACUGUUAAUAAAUAA
This is a messenger RNA of Thelazia callipaeda (thelaziosis nematode), 879 nucleotides long. The record is from the annotation of a GenBank genome assembly. NCBI's taxonomy places the organism in Eukaryota, Metazoa, Nematoda, Chromadorea, Rhabditida, Thelaziidae.